AGCUCAGCGCAGCUGGGGAGGAGCCAACACGCCGUGCUCACCUGAGCCGCAGGCAGAUACGCUCAACUGGGAGAUGAAGAAACAGCAACCCAGGGAGAAUAAGUGACCCACACAGGAUCAUUCCUGGAGCUGCAAGGCCAAGGACACAGAUCUGGACCCUCCCAGACAGGGCAGACUUUCUGCAGCUUGAAGGAGCUGACCAUGGAUAUCAGGCGUGUGAAGGACUAUUUCUCCUGGCUCUACUAUCAAUACCAAAUCAUUAGCUGCUGUGCUGUCUUGGAGCCCUGGGAGAGAUCUAUGUUCAACACCAUCUUACUAACCAUUUUUGCUAUGGUGGUGUACACUGCCUAUGUCUUUAUUCCAAUCCACAUUCGCCUGGCUUGGGAAUUUUUCUCAAAAAUGUGUGGAUAUCACAGUACAAUUUCUAAUUGA
Molecule: messenger RNA, 432 nt
Organism: Cynocephalus volans (Philippine flying lemur)
Lineage: Eukaryota; Metazoa; Chordata; Mammalia; Dermoptera; Cynocephalidae
Gene: SPTSSB
Product: serine palmitoyltransferase small subunit B
Exons: 3
Coding region: 202-432 (76 amino acids)
Biological process (GO): endoplasmic reticulum organization; ceramide biosynthetic process
Cellular component (GO): serine palmitoyltransferase complex
Molecular function (GO): serine C-palmitoyltransferase activity
Source: RefSeq, a predicted model, not a curated record